Lineus longissimus is the source of this 2333-nucleotide messenger RNA. RefSeq lists its product as uncharacterized. Bases 43 to 1914 code for a protein of 623 amino acids. The transcript is spliced from 8 exons. The record is from RefSeq and is a predicted model, not a curated record. Lineage: Eukaryota; Metazoa; Nemertea; Pilidiophora; Heteronemertea; Lineidae.
CGCUGGCCAUCCAGUGUGGAGAGGUUUAGAUAUUAAAUCAGUAUGGGUGUCCAAGGGUUGUAUACAUACUUGAUGCGGCACCAGGAGGAGGUGGUUGAAGUCGUUGAUCUGGUUGAAAAGGCAAGGCAAAGAAAUGGUAUCGAGCUAUUGGUGGACUUCUACGCUUUUGAGCAUCUCGUUCUUAAAAGUAUGUGGAAGAGUCUGGGGGAGGUCCGACGGAAUGAUUAUCUCCGAUUAGCUGGAGGGGAAUACGAAACAAUAGACCAAUACUUUUCAAAGUUUGUUAAAGACCUCCGUGCCGUGGACAUCAGUCUAGUCUUUUACGUCGAUGGCGCCAAAGGCAGCUCGACGUACCAGACCCAAAAUAAACUGGACACUUGGAAGUCACGGUAUAAAAACGAUGUGAAGAAGUUGAAUACAUUGUUAGAUGUAUGUUCAGGAAAGACGAAUAUUAGCUCAGUGCCGUAUGAGACGGCAGUUCGCCCUGUUCUACUGGAGGUGCAGGUGUUCCAAACUUUGAGACAGUGCGGUUGUGAAAUUCACCAGGUAUCCUUCGGCGAAGCGGAUUACGCAAUAGCUCGAGAUUUGAUGGACAGGCCCAAGGCCUAUGCUGUCCUCGGAAACGACACAGACUUUUGUAUAUUCAGAGAGAGUGUUUUUAUUCAUGUGGACUUGUUUGAUAUGGAAAGUGACAUGGGUCUUGGGGGACCAUAUUCUUUGCCAGAGAAACCUCUUCGUUUAGUUGCUGGAAUCCUAACACAGGAGAGGGUCUCCGAAUUGCUGGGGUUCAAGGAGCAUCGCCUUCUCAUUGAGUUGUCGAUAAUCUGUGGCAAUGACUUCACGGGUCCCGUCAUACGCAGUCGUCACAUCAAGGAAAACCUGGACGUCAAGGACCACAAGGAUAUGAAGGAGAUAGCGGGAUGGGUACGACACUACCAGAUGGUUGAUAACCAUCCGAUGAUAAAACAAGAGGCGAAAAAGAACAAGCAGCUUAUGAAUGCCAUUCAAUUCUCUCGCCAAUUCUACUGCCUGAUGUAUUCCCAGCCGGAAGUGAAUUUUAAAGGUCAAAUGUCCCAUGACAUCGAAGAAGGUGUCCUUAACGGCACGUAUUCUCCUAACAUCAUGUCCAUGCACAACAACUUCUACUGGCAUCGAAUGCUGCUUGAAGACACAAAAUACGGACAUCCUUGCAUUGAAUGGGCUCUGGCGGAGCUUCGUAGUUUUAUUUACAAACUGGUGCUACCUCGGGACGAGGCUGUAGUUGUGGAAUACGGGAGAACGCCCUAUGAUGAGGAUCUGGCCACAUCGGGGAUGAUGUCAUGCGACCGGAACUUUUGGCCGAUCAACCAAGUCCACAAUAAUAAGAUAUUCCAAAAUCUGAGAACGUUCCACCUCAUUAUCACCCAUCAAGAAGGUGGCGAGGUCAAAGAGUUCUUCAAUCGCUACGGCCGCAGGACCGGUUUCCUCGUCUACGUGCUCCGUUACUUCCUCCUGAUGAACAGAGGCAAGAACUUGAAUAUCGAGGACGAUGAGUACUUGGAUCUGGUGGCUGGGACGUUUGCUCGAGGACUCAAUCUCAGUUUCUACCAGGGCCUCGGUAUUUGCCCGAGCGUCCGCUGUGUUACUUUGGGAAAUUGGUUUCAGGAUUUGUAUCGCCAUGCGUAUGAGUUCUUGGCAAAGAUCUUGCUGAUUUCCCAUGAGUGUCCAACGCCAAAGGAAAUCUUCAACGGGUCUGUGUGGACAGCGUUCUACAUGACAGGACGACCGGACUUUAGUCGUCGCCGACCAUUACACCUGACCAACUCAGACUGUGGACGCAUCUACCGAGAUAAACAGAACAUUUUGAAGGAGAAACGUCAUAUGAUAAGAUAUAUGGUGGAGGGAUACAUGCAAUUCAAUACAAGUGGAUGGUGAAAUUCGCCAUGGGUGCCGUAUCGGCACUCUGAAGCACUUGUUGACACAGGCGUGAGGGUUUCAACUGAUACAUGUAUGAGUUGGCCUAAGCUGUUCAUGUAAACUGUUUUUGUCUGUGCCACUGGAAAUAAACAUUGCCACUAUUCAGGAACCGGAUAUGUCAUCUUCAGAUACGUCAGGAUCACACCAAGUGUAGAUAUGUAUAUUAUAAGACAUGUUCUUUUAAAGCAGUUGCAGUCUUUACUCUGUCAAUGAAGGAUUUGAGGGACCUCUGUAACACUCUCUCACAGACAUUUUACAUCUGUGUGCUCCCAGCUUUAGAAAGGCAGUGGUUGACUUAUUGAGGUUGUCCACCUUGUACAUAAGUAGCUAUUGUGUGUCUGUAUUUAUAAUAAAAAAGUAAAUAAACUGUUACUGUA